AUGGUGUUGUGCUGCUGGCUGGCGACCCAUGGCAAGUAUCAAAACUGGGGCAAUAUUAGCAGUGGUGGAAGGUACAAGACUGAUUGGAAUGGUUGUUCUUUGCAUUGCAUGGAUGACUCAGAGCAAGCUGCGUUUAAGUCAGAUCCUUGGGCUUACGAUCUGCAGCAUGAUCAGGUGCUGGGGGUGAUGCAGUUGGAUGCCGGUUUCGCUUACAAUGCCCUAGCUGUUCUGAAUGAGUGCCAGCGAAUGCAGUACAACUUCUGGCAGUCGGUUUUCGGAACUGAGUGUUUGCAUGGCAAUCUGUACUAUUUCAAUGUCACAGAUAUUCAGGUCUUUGCGAAACCGGUCGAACUUCCUGUUACUGACCAUCGCAGGUUGAAGUGCUUCUUUGGCCAGGUUGAUCUGAACUCACCAGAGGACCUCGUUGCACAACUGCAAAGGGACAUGAACGGUUCCCCUCUGGCUGACUGGGUCGAUCAGAGCUGCCACCUAGUGGUGCGACUGCCAGGUGCCCAUGCUUUUCUCAUUGCCCGCCAGAAAUGGUCCUCGUUCUGUUUGCCAGACCCUUUGCCCGAGCACUUGUUUUCAGUCGGGGUCCGGCAAAAAUCUAAGAUCUUUGGAUGGUCGUACAUUCAGAGCUUGGCGCAGAAGUUCAGCAUUGCGCCUCAAAUUGAAACCUUUCAGGUGCCUGAGAUGUCUGCAGACCUUGCGGAGGAGUUUGCCCAAACAGUGCGCAUGUUGUCUGCUCGCUUGAACCCUCAAUCCAAUGAGGAUGCUGCUCUGCUUGAGGGCUGCUAUAGAGCAGCUUACAUGCUUCAGCGUAUGAAAGAUGAGUUGGAUUUGUGCAGCCUCAACAGGAAAGUGGUUCGAUGUCAGGGCCGCGUGUGCACGAAUAGACUUCCCUAUCAGGCAGCAUACAUGUUGCAGUGCAUUCUUCUGACAAGUCAUUUACGAGACUCCAGUGAAUUGAAAGACGUUCUUCUGAGGGCCAUCGACAUUGUCAUGCCAAAGAGUUUGCCUGAGGCAGUGCACUCCUCUUUGCAAGGCCCCAACUUUGGUUUUGGACUGCGUGUGCCAAGUGCUGGAAAGAUUUCUCGAGCAAGGCUGAGCGUGGAUACUGCCCUGAUGCUGCGAACACGUCGGUUAAACCGCGAGGCUCUUCAGGAUGGAGGGGUGGUGAGGUAUGUCAUGAUUGACUCGUCCGUUCAGGGUCAUUUUGAUUUUGAGCUGAUCCGGAUAACGUCCUUGAGAAAGAAUGCUUGCGCAGACCUUUUUGGUGCUGCGUUGGAGAGCAGCGAACUUUGGGGUGGCUACUUGGAGAGGAUGGAAGAUGAGGUUCUGGCAGACACCUAUGAUCGGGAAGUUGAGCUUCAGGCUGAAAUGUGGGCCAGCAUUGACACACAUCUGGCACCGGCGGUAGUGUUGGGUAGUGCACACAGCAAACUUUUCCAUAAGUUUCAUGCCGCAGUUCAUUGCUUUUUCUUGGAGACAGGCAGUGCUUUGGAAUUGCAAGACUUUUGCGGUUCAAUCUUCGCAUUUACAACUGAUCAGGGCACCGAGAUGGGGUUACACAACGUGCCUCCAGUCUUGGUGAGAAGGGUGUUGCCCUGGGUUGCACAUCUCGACACCGCCGCUGGCGCUGAUGACCGCGAUUUGGCACCACCUGUUGAGCACGAGGAAGACGCCCACGCGACAGUCAACUUCAGCAACUCUGUGGGCAUAGCAGGUCUAUUGCACAUCAUUCACAACUCAACUAUGGACUUGGGGAAGUCGAUGCUUUUUUUUGACGAGGCCGUCAAGCAGUUGACGCACAUCUCAAAGCUGUUGUGCAAAAAGGAAUCACGCCAGCGUUUGCUUGAGACUUGCUUCUCUGACCGCAUCGGCAGGUACCUUCAAGCAGACGUCAAGGGCUUCAAGGCGAAACUCAAUCCAUCCCGUUGGGGAAGCCUUGCCCACUGUGUUGUAGAAGUUUUGAAGAUUGAAACAACCCUACGGUUUGGCUGGAAUUUGAACAAGUACGGCGCGGCCCGUGAUGCAGAUGAUGCAAGUGGCCAUGGCGUAGAUUUGACUGUGAUAGAUUCUGCGCUAACCUCACGAGAGUUCUGGGGCGUGCUGAGAAUGAUGGACUCCAUUGCGAAGGUUCUGAACUCAUGUUUGCAUUGGGUGGAGUCUUGUCAAUGCCACAGUCAUUGGCCGGAAGACGAAAUGCCCAAGAAAGUGAAACAACUAUGGGCCACUUGUCCCCUCAGAGGUUGUCGCGCGCCUGAGCUGGCGUGCGGUGAUUUUCAGGCGCUCAUGCGAAGUUUGAGUGGAACCAGCGCAUCAGAGCUCUUGGCGACAUUGCCGAGAGACAUAUCUCAAGAAUCUCGUGCUGCAAUCUUGCAGGAUUUCCAGCGAGGACGUGCCCAUUUGCUUUUUGUGGUCAACCUGAGAUUGGCUCACUGGAAGGAGGCGCCGUAUCUUGUCUUCGGCUGUGCCCAUUUGGACAGGCGAAAGUCAAGAGAGUGCCUCCGGAGAUGCAUUGCCAUGCCAGCUACCACUCCACUUCUUGCCACGUUGCAGCAGAAUCCUGUCAGGGAGCAGGUGGAUCGCUACUUGAACGGGGAGGAACUUGCAGCUGUGCCUGAUCUAGCGCAGUUUUUGGGCAUGCUGCGAUUUUGCCCCAUAGAAGAACGUGCUGUGGAAGGGGAUCAUGCUCAGAUUCACAAAAAGAUUGCCCUUGCCCGCAACCACACUCCAGCCUAUGUCAGCUUGGCUCGCCGCAUGAACAAGCUUCGAAGUGACACAGCGGCGCAACCGGAGAUCUUCAAGGAGUUGGCAUCUUUCUAUGAUCAGGUUCACAGUCCUGCAAGAGCUCUGAAAGCGCUUGGUUUGCAGCAUCACCCAUCCACUUUGCGCAUUUGUGGGUAUCGUGACCCAAUGCACAUGAAGAUAGUUUACCAUGCAGACCCGGCUACGAUGUACCAGCGAGAGCAGCCAUGGUCAGAUCUUGCUCCCCCUGCACCUCCUGACAGCGACAGGCUUCACCACCAACCUGCGCCUGAUGAGUCUGAAGCUGAUCCUUCAGAUCAGCCAGUGCCAGUGCAAGCUCAUGACAAUGAAGCACCGGUCGGUGCUCUGUCAAAGUCUUCAGAUAGCCAGCCUCCCCGCAGGGUCCGGGGAAAGCAGUCGGAUGUUCAUGCUGUUGAGUUGCAGUCGCGUGAUGAAGCAGUGGUGGCCUUGGGAUUGAACAACGCUCUGGUGCCCAUGACAGAUGAUGCUGUUUUGCAGCGGUAUGCUUUGCAGUCCAUGUCUGGGCUUCUGGAUGAUUCAACUUCAGUGUCUGACAAAAUCUACUCCAUGCCAUUCAGUAACCAGGCACUUCGAAGCUUGCGCUGGGCAGCCUGCCGGCAUUCAGACGAUGACCCUGUGCCGGUCUUGGAUUGGGAUUCCUUCAGCUUGCGAGGUCAUGUGUUUAUGCAGAUCAUUCGCAAAUCCGUUGGGAAGGUUGUUGUGCCUACCCGCACAGGUUUCUCCAACACCGACUGGGCGGUUUCCUUCUUGAGGGUUACGGCAGUGAAGCGGCUGGGUGCUGGCUUUGGCGUGGUUGUCAACUCGAGCCCUGUCAGUUUACAAGACUUGGAUUGCGACGAGUCUGCCACUCCUGUGGUACUCUGCCUGGAAGCUUUGCCUCUGGAGUCAUUGCUGGGCAUGAGGAAAUGGGAGAACACAAGCAAUCUUGCAUGUCAUCUAAGAGUGCCAGCAGACGAUCCUGACAAGCUUGCCUUUGAAGAUUCUGCGUGUCAGUCGUUGUUGAGUGAUUUGCUGGCAGCCGGUUCCUACACCGUUGCAGGCAACGACCCUUUGCACACCGAGAAGUCUCAGCUGUUGGAAAAGCUUGAAGCUCGGGACUGGGCUAGGCGUGACAAGGAUGGCGGCUGGGCAGUGACAAAGAAGGGCCACAGGCGCGUCGAAGUUGAGACCGUCUUGACAAGUUUGGGGAAAGUGUUCGAGGCUCGUGAUGUGGGGCUUCAGGACAUGGAAAUGGUAGAGCUGUUGUUGACUCUUCGAGAUCAAGGCUGGCACCACCAAGGGCUGGAGUCCAAGAGACUUUUGGACAAAGGCGCAGCGUAUAAGCUUGAAGAUGAGAAGAUUUGGUAUUACCUCAAGACAAACUCAUAUCUUUGCAAAGAUUACCUUCUCUGCCUGCUCAAAGCAGAACAGCAUGGCAGCCCUGUUCCACACCUUCAGCCUGCCAACGUGUACGCACAACUGCUAGGCAAGCCAGGGUCCACCCAAACUCGUCGCAGGAAAGAGAAUGCCUUGAUUUUCAUGGAUGAUGAAGACGUUUGGGUGGCAGAGUCAGCUCUUGUACCUGUGCGAGCUCCACGAAAAAGAGCCCGUCUUGGGGUUCAAUCGGCUCCUGCGUUGGAGGAUGCUGACGAUGCUGACAUGGGCGAAGAAGGCGUUGAGCACGAUGUUGUUGAGGCUGAGUCCGAGGCAGAGGCCCACGCUCCAGAGGAAGCUGCAGCUGGAGAGGCGGAACCCAGGCCAGAUGCAAGUUCCUCUUCAUCUUCUUCAAGCAGUUCUUCUUCUGGUUCCAGUUCACAAAGCAGUGGGGGGUCUGAUUCCUCAUCUUCUUCCUCCUCUUCAAGUUCCGAUAGCGAGAGCAAGCAGGGUGGCAAACGUGCUGGGAGGAGGGCAGAGGGUUUGACGAGAAGACGUGAUGUGGCCACAUCUUAUGGUCUCUGUCGCAUAACUCCCACAAAGACCGGCUUCCAGCUGACCUGUAAGCACCCCAAACAUGAUUCCGGUACUGCGGCGUGCACGAAAACACGAAGUUCCAAGAUCGAUGGUCCGGAGGUGACCUUGAGAAUGUUGAAGUUUUGGGCCCAGAAAGGCCGCCAUGUAUCUUCCAAGAAGGAACAUCAGGGCCGAUGCUGGCAAGAAGUUUUGAAGGCCUUCAAGAAUGGCACUCUGCCAUCUGAAGAAGAGUUGAAUGCAGCGCCCGUGAAGUCUUACCCUAAACGCUGA
This is a messenger RNA of Symbiodinium natans, 5013 nucleotides long. The record is from the annotation of a GenBank genome assembly. Lineage: Eukaryota; Dinophyceae; Suessiales; Symbiodiniaceae.